UAGUUGGUGUGAAACAUAAAUUCUAUUAUUGAACUUUAAUUUGUAUUUUGGUUGUAUUAUAAUCACAUACAAUACACUGUUUUAUUUUGUAAUAUCCUCCUUCUCUCAUGUGUCUUGUAGUUUUACUUCCUGUCUUUGAUUUUCCCACCAGUUUGAAUUGUUUUCCCCACCCUGAUUAGUUUCACCUGUGUCUCAUUGUCUGCCCUCACCUGAGGAGUAUUUAGUCUAUGUGCUUCCCUUGUCUCUUUGUCAGAUCGUCAUUGUAUCGAUGUCAAGCGCCCCAGAGUAUUCUGUAUACUUUGUUUGUCUUGGACCUCACUUUUGGAUUAUUGCUUACCCUCCUUGGACUUGUUUGCUUUUCUAUGUUGGUGUCAAAGUUUUAAAUCAUUAGUAUGUAACUUGUUAGGUCUUACUGUUGUUUGUCAGAGCAGACACUAGGAGUUAGAGGGGUCUAGUUAAUGUCUGACUUCAAUGAAACGAGAUGUUUAAAAGUUGAUCCACCUGCCACAAGCUUCCUCUACACGAUGAGUCCCUUAGUUUUUUUGUUUGUUUUUUUGUGCGACAAAAUAUGAAGCAGGCUAAAUAUCUGGACGUGUCAGGGAGCCAUGCAACGAGCUACAGUCAAUGAGAGCACACAUGGGCUCGGCUGUCAUCUGCAGCAGCUCUCUGAAAUAGCUGUAGUUAUCUGGUAGACUUUUUAGGUAAUCCAGUAAAAAGGGAAUUACAAUAGUCUAAACGGCUAGUAAUAAAAGGUUGACUGUGUAUUUCAGCAUCUUUCUGAGUUAAAAAAGGUCUGAUGAUAUUCCUAAAAUGGGGGAAAAAAUGACUUGCAUAUACAUCUUCUGCAGAAAGGACAGAUGCUGUGACAAAGGUGUAAAUGACUAUUAAUACUAUACGUCAAACUAGAGAAAUCUGCGACACUUGGAGGAGGGUUGAGACACCGCUUCACCGCCGUUUGCAAAUCUGCUCUAAGUACUAGAACCCCCAACCAUCAUGUUUGAAAGACGAUGUGACUGAGAAAGAUGACUUCAAUCAUGAUGUCAUUCUCCCAUUAUUCCUGUCCAUGAGGUGAUUAAUACUUCCACUAGAUGUGGUUAAAACAGCGCUAUUCCCGAGAACAGUUAGAACUGAAGAAAUCCAUCAGAGGAGUGGCAAAACAUGUUCAAUUAAAACGCAUGUCCAUAUCAGACCAGACUGUAAUUUCUUCAGUAGCAAGCCAGCAAUGACUAUACACAAGCAUGAAUAUAGGCUCAUAUUCCUGCUGCACUGUUUUCUGGCUUAACCUCAUCUCUAUUAAUCAUGAUUUCAAUUUUAAUGCAUGUAAUGUAGCUUCGUCAUAAUAAUAAAAAAAUACAAAAUGUAUGUGCAGUGCCUACAUACAUAUAGUAUUUCAACAGAUAUGUCCUUCCAUAGGGUUAACAUAAUUGAUUUUGUAUCUAGAGAACUUGUCAUUUUUCUUCAAGGACAAUGUUUUCCCACUCCUGCUGUCAUCAUAUCCAAGCAUAAAGCAAGACAUGUGCAGGGCAUGAUGGUUUCGAACAGACAGCCACCUGAGAAAUUUCACAAGCAUUUGCCCCGUUCUGCUGGGAAUCACCUUGAACUGCCAGUCUCCAGUUACCAUUUUCUGUGAAAUACAGAAACUAUACUUAGCAUGUCAUCUUCUCUUAUCACAGUAUAAAUAUCUGCUAAAGUGCCAUCAGGGCAUUUUAAGGUGGAAAGCUGAAAGCAGCAUCUUUCAUGCUGUGCUUCUCAGUCAGAUAAGCCCAUCUCUUUAAACCACACCUCCAGCUGACUCUACAUUUUUUUUCAGUGGCAGCCUCACACAAAAAGGGCUAAGAGAUUCAUUGAGACAGGGUCUCAGAAGGGGACUGUUGAAUUUGACAGAUCACAAUGAGAAGGGGAAUCGGUGCCUGAGAAGAGAAGAUUCUGGGUCAGAGGCUGCUACAACCACCUCCACAAAGAAUGAUUUAACUUUGUGAUGCCUGCCUGGAAACACCUUUAAAUCUUAUCCAAGAAAACAUGUCUACAAAUUCAACAAUUGACCACUGCAAAGCACCCAUUCCAGUCACAUAUGAAACCCUCUCCUGGCUGAUGACUGGAGAGUUCAUGCUGGGUCUGCCUCUCAACCUGUCGGUCCUCUACAUUUUCAUCUUCAGGUUCAAGUUCUGGAAGAACAAAAGUAUCUUCCUGUUCAAUAUUGUGGUUGCUGAUUUCUUGCUGGUGGCCUGUCUUCCUGCCAAGGCCUACCACUACCAUCAUGGCUUUCGGCACAGCAAGAAUCCUGUGGUGUGUAAGACGAUGCUCUUCAUGCUGUUUCUCAACAGAGGAGCCAGUAUUGCCUUCCUCAUCACUCUGUCCAUCGAUCGCUACUUCAAUGUGGUACAUCUUGGAAGGAGGAAUUUUGUCAAAGUGCUGAAGAAAUCUCCUCAAAUCUCCAUCUUCAUCUGGCUUCUCUUGCUGCCCCUCACCAUCCCCACUAUGGUCGCGACCUUUGAGUGCUGUAACAGCCAUGGCCGUGAAGUUGAGACUUAUUAUCACGAUGUGACAGACACCUUCAGAGAGGUCGUCUUCUUCAGUCAGAUCAUCAUCCCCUUCAUCAUCCUUGUCUACUGCACAGUGCGCAUUGUCAACCGGCUGAGGAAGAAAACUAUAGGGGGAAAGACCAAACUGAGGAGAGCUGUGUGGGUGGUCAUGUCUGUUGUCGUUGUUUUCUCCAUCUGCUUCCUGCCUAGCACUAUAGCCAGAGCGGUGCUGCUGAGCGUCAGGCUGAAAAAAUGGCAGGCUGCAGAGGACGUAGUGGUUCAGGUUUACGACAGCCUCAUGGUUUUGUCUUACAUUGACUGUAUGCUGGACCCACUGGUAUACUGCUUCUGUAACUCAGGGUUUAAAGAUGCUUACAUAGCCACCUUCUGUCCUACAUUUCUUCGGAAGAGAUUGCUAAAUUCUGACUUUGGCAUGGGAACUACAACUACAACUUCUGGAACUAGAACCAUUUCUUUGCCGAUAGUAGAUUCAGGGUAUAUUUAGGAAUCCUGAAGUUACAUUCAAUACCUACCUAAGACCCUUUCCAUUCAUUUUAAGACCUCAUCACCACUUCGAGUUGAAUGAAUUGAGUGACUAACCCAAUGCAAGAUUUAUUGGAAAGAGUAAUAUCUGUAAUCAGGCAUGUGAUUGGCAAAGGACAAAAAAGCAGGAAAAUACACAAAGCGCAGAGCAUGGUGUGGUGCUGUGGUUGCGGUGGGAGAGUUGUGUGGUUGUGGGAUUUGGGGGUCCUCCCCCAAGAAAAUCUGAUGUUAUCUGACAAAAAACUAUGUAUUUUCUCAUAAUUUUAGACUAUAAUCAAUACAAUAUUUCUUUUUUUGUUUUAAGUGUAACAAAUAUGCUCAUUGAUGAAGCGCGAUGUCCUGAAGUUAUCCUUCUCAUGUUUGUGAGUGAUUGCACUGUGUGCCAUAAAAAACAAUAAUCACAAAAUAACAUUGGUUAAACAAGGUUUCUAGUGAAACCCAAAGUCAGGGUGAAGCCACUAACCAGCUGUAGGGGUGGGUAUCGUAAGGAUUGUAUCUUUAUCUUAUCCCUACUCUUAUCAGCCUGGUUCUUUAUCAAUACUUUUUAAAAUUAUUAUUAUUAUUUUUUUUUUUAAGUUUUUUUUUUAAAACCAUUGUGAACAGAAUUAGAACUGAUUUAUAUUAUAAAUAUAACUAAAUAUUGUUUCUAGAGCAGCAACAACACAGUAUGGUUCACCGCUCCCUGCAAAUAAAUCACCAAAAAUAGGUGCAACAAAAGAAAGCAGUCAGAGAAGAAGUAGUCAGGGAGGUGUCAGUCAAGCACAGUCUGUACACGUACAUACAGCCGUGUGAAGAGGGUUACACCAGUGUGGGUGUACACGGCUUGAAGUGGAUUAACAGGGACGUGUAUAAAAUUGAGAUACUGGUCCACUCAUAUGGCUUCAUAUUAUGUGGCUGCCACCUGAUCUAAUGUAACAGUAUGCAAAAUCAUAACACAAUGUGUUGGAUGUAAAUUUACUUUUCAGCUGCAUGCUUUAAAUAUUACAAUUUAAAUAUAUAUUAUAUUAUUAUUUAAUGCAUUAAGGCAUUUUAAUUUAUUAGGAUUUAUUUAAAAUCUGGUGUUAAGGCACUGAUAUGAUAUGAUAUGGCAUUUCCCUUGUGAUUGCAUUUUACUGCAUAUGAUGGCCUCUGAAAUAACUACAAAGUACAAGUACAAUGUAGAAAAACCCAACAUACUGUACAGAAACUUGUUAAAGGCUGCUGUACUGUGCGUUUACCCUUAAAGUGUUUGCAUAGCUCGUAUUCAUCACUCAGGAAACUCUGUAUCUCUGUGUUCAUCAUCAGUUCCUCAAACCAGCUGGACCUGUCCUCACUGGGGUUUACCUUUAAGUUUACCAACAUACUGUGAACUCCACCAUGUUUUCUAACAUUACUCAGAAAUGUACAUUCAUGUUUCAAUACCUCACAGUUGCUAUACUAUAUAUAAUUGCUACAACAGAAACGUGGAAGGCUGUUUUAAACUUUACUCAUUCACACUGUAUACAAUUUUGUGGUGCUGAUUAUAAAAAUUGAAUUAUUUGUAUAAAACUGAAGUACUGACUGAAGAUCUUUGUAUACUGCUGCUGUAAAUAUACAGAACACAGGUGAUACAGUUAAUACAACUGCACUACAGUAGUUUUACAGCUUUAAGAUUCUCCAAGAAAACAGUGUUGUCUUUUCUUAUCAAAGCAUUACCACAAGAUGGAGACCACUGAUACAUGCACGCUGAGCAAUGCACCAAUAUGCAAAGCUUUAUAUGUAAAACCACCUUCCUCUUUUCCUAAUGGUGCAACAUUAUCCCAAAAAAAGUACAAAAAGCAAUACCCCUAUACCCCUGUUGUACCCUCCUACAUCAUUGCAACGUGCAAAUGUUGACGUUGCUGAUCGGCCUCUUCAGGCUCCAUUUUCCACCCCUUAGGAGCUACAGUUUGUUCAGGUUGUACAUGUGCUAACUGGAGCAGCACACUGAGACCCUGUGUAUAGAUGCAUUAGCCCCUCAUUUGGACAAAAUAAAUUUCAAUCAUGUUUCGAACAUUUUGAGGUGUGCACCCUUUGCUCUGGGCAGGCUGUGUGGGUGUUGGCUGUCAAGUUGAGGCUCAGAGCAGGAAUAUCAUAGCAGCAGCAACAAUAACAACCGAGAAAAUAAGUAUGAAAACAAAAACACACAAACCCUAAACCAGACCUGGAAAAGCAAUGAACAUCAGUGUUAUUGUUGCUUCCUUCUUUGCAGAUUGGAUCCAUGCCCUGUCUGCUUUUUUAAAGCCUGUAAUGGCUUAAUGUCUCAGACUGAAAGCCGUUUUAAGGAAUUUAGCUGAUUUUAGUGUUGAGUUGAAAACUUGACAAAUUCAGGGGAAGGAGAGAAAGAGUAACAUUACACUUCAUGUUGUAAUUUUAAUCAAACUUUUCUACCUUCAUUAUAGGGAUCUCCUAAACUGAAUCUGCUGUGUGCUGCUUAGGUUUGAGUUUGUUGGAAAUUUGCUGUAGAAAAACGCUUAAUUUCAAUGCUGAAAAAGUGAGUUUUCACUGGAUGUAGUAAUAUUUCGAUUUGAUUCGAUUUUGAUUCACAAAAGUCCAGAAUUGAUUUAUUUUGUUUCGUUUCGAUUUGAUUUGAUUCUUGUUGAUUCAGUUACAUCAGAUAAAUAUCAAUGUUGCCAAAAGCACUUCUCAGAAUUCAUCCUGGGAACUUACAUUUCUUCUACAUUCAUAAAGUGAGCAACACUGUUGUUUACUUGAAUAUAAAACUGUCUAAAAUACACAUUCUAGGCUAAAUUGUAAACACAUUUGCUGGUUAUAAAACUGCGGGCCAAGAAUUUGUUUUAUUUGGCAAAUGCAAAACAACUAAAACAAAACAUCUACGUUUUUAGGCUUACAUGUGCAAAACUGAAUAUUAAAGGACUGCACCAUUUGCAAGGGCAUCAACAUUAUGCAUAUUUACAAAAAUAAAUGCAUACAUACAGCUACGCAUGGACUGUCAGUACCAGAUGAUCUAACUAAGUACAACUAGCUAAAAUGCAAGGAUCGAUCUUGGGAUUUUAAGAAUCAAUAUUGGAUCGUUCAAAUAAAGUUAAUCAGGAAAUCGAUUAUUUUUUUCCAGCCUUAACAGCAGUCUGUACUGUUCAAC
This is a messenger RNA of Siniperca chuatsi (mandarin fish), 6165 nucleotides long. RefSeq names its product 12-(S)-hydroxy-5,8,10,14-eicosatetraenoic acid receptor-like. The record is from RefSeq and is a predicted model, not a curated record. The transcript has 3 exons. The coding region runs from base 2020 to 3027 and encodes 335 amino acids. Gene Ontology annotation, cellular component: membrane. Gene Ontology annotation, molecular function: G protein-coupled receptor activity. Lineage: Eukaryota; Metazoa; Chordata; Actinopteri; Centrarchiformes; Sinipercidae. Gene Ontology annotation, biological process: G protein-coupled receptor signaling pathway.